Dissoconium aciculare CBS 342.82 is the source of this 2410-nucleotide messenger RNA. RefSeq lists its product as uncharacterized. The record is from RefSeq and is a predicted model, not a curated record. Gene Ontology annotation, biological process: poly(A)+ mRNA export from nucleus. NCBI's taxonomy places the organism in Eukaryota, Fungi, Ascomycota, Dothideomycetes, Mycosphaerellales, Dissoconiaceae. Gene Ontology annotation, cellular component: nucleus. The coding region runs from base 64 to 2391 and encodes 775 amino acids. The transcript has a single exon.
GGUCUUGCUGUGAUACUUCAACUUACAAACAUAUCUACUCCCCCCUCUUUGUGCAAUCUCACAAUGGCUAACAAUUUGCAGCUCCUCGAUUUUGAGAUGGCCGAACCCGAUAAUGCAGUGGCUCGCCCUGAAGAACAUGAAGCUGCUUCUGGCGGAACGCCUCAAUCUGAAGUUCAAGCUCAAUCGCGCGAACUCGUAGGGCAAGGUCUCUCAAACCCGCCCGCUCCGGAGGAAGCACAGCUGUCUCUCAAGCGCAAAUCGCCCAAUCACGUGCCGCUCGCUCCUACUAAGAACCUUGAAUCAGUCCAUACGGAUAAAACAGUGGCUCGCCCUGGAGAACAUGAAGCUCAACCUGAAGUUCAAUCUCAAUUGUACGAAAUCGUAGGGCAAGGUCUGUCAGACCAGCUCGCUCCGGGGGAAACACAGCCGUCUCUCAAGCCCAAAUCGCCCAGUCACUAUGAACAAGAGCCUCCGACUAGUGAUGAGCCUGGUCUGACAGAAUGGGCAUCGCUUAAGACAAACCUGACAAACUUUGGCACUCCACUUUGGAAGUCUCUCCCAGGGCGGACUGCGUUGAAACCAUGGAAGAAGCCACAGGGACCAACUGACGCAUCCGAGGCAAGUACUACAGAGGACUUGGGCGACCUUCCUGAAGCAGGCGCUGGCCCAGGAAAGGUGGGUACCGGGGCUCUCGAUCCAACUCAAUACAUUUUCGAGCAUGUUGUCCCGGUGGAUGAUGCUUAUCCCCACGCGGACCUCGCCAUUAGCCUCUCGCGUAAUGUUAUUCAGCAUGCAUGGCGAUUGGGCUGGAAUGACAGCUGGAAGGAUCUCAUCGGGUCAGCCAAAUCAAAGGCCGAGGUGAACAGAAAGCUACCGGACCAAAAGCGCAGCGAUCUAGACAUCAAUCGUUUGCUCGAAUACGUCCAUUUAAUAGUGCCGAUGGUUGCUGAUUAUCUUGACAUGAAAACCGCGGGCUAUAACCAAUCGGCCGCGAACAAGGCCAAUUCUAUAGUCAUCCAGUCCGUUACGCUGAUGGAAGCUCUCCAUAAGAUGGGUGUCAAGUGGACGCUCGCAUGUCCUCCGCAUAUGGUAAACAAAAUUUUCAGUCAUGUGUAUCGAGAUGCAAAGCGUGCGAAGCACUCAGACGAACACCUACGAGCGGUGGUACAAUCGUACGUCGCAUUUGGGCAAGGAGCCAAACCUGGUCCGGUCGUUAAGCACACCGACACAGUCAACGCCCAGCAGGAGGUAGCACCUCUCGAUCGGCUGGCCUUCAUGUUUAAAACAUUGGACAUUGUGGAUAACAACAUCAAUGAAAAAGGUGUCUCAAACAUUGGUGAGGUUGUGUGCGUCAAGGCCAUCGGCUCAUUGGGGUUUCGGGCGAUUCUGAACGUGUGCACCGCCGAAGUACCUGUCCAUGUAGUAGUGCCUCCUGGCGUUCUCGAUGCAGGGACGAUGCGACAAUUCUUGGAAACCCCACAGGGCAAGCUUGUAGACGGCAGGGUCCAUGAUAAGGCACCCGAUGUUCGCUGGGGCAACACCACGGUCAGAGACGUUGUAGUGGCGCCCCAGAAAUGGGAUGAUGACAAAGAACCGAUCACGUACUUUCAGGUCGAGGCCAAGAAUUCCGGGAAAUUGUACUGGAUUUCGAGGACCACGGCGGUUGACAAGAAAAUCGUCGGCAGAGAUACAUGGGACGAGAUUCGCAGUAAAGCAAUAACAAACCGUCGUCCCAAGCUCGCACAGCUGGCAGCGGCAAGACGCCGAGGGGUGCACCCAACCAAUGACAUGCUUCUUGAGACGGCUGCAAAAGACACACAUCCGUGGCUGUUUAAUCAAGGCAUGAUCCCGUGGCAGAGCGAAGCCUUUGCAUCGGAAUACAAGCCGAUGGACACAGUUCCUGAUCCUGCAGAGAAAGCCGCAAAGAUAGCCGCAAAGAAAGCCGCAAAGAAAGCCGGAAAGCAAGCCGAAAAGGAAGCCGAAAUGAGAGCCAAAAAGAAAGCUGCAAAGAAAGCUGCAAAGAAGGCCGAGAAAAGAGCAGCAGAGAAGGCUGAAAAGAGAGCCGCAGAGAAAGCCGAAAAGAAAGCCGCGGAGAAAGCCGCCGCAAAGAAAGCCGCCGCAAAGCAAGCUACUGCAAAGAAUGCCGCAAAGAAGCCCGCAAAGAAGCCCGCAAAGAAGCCCGCAAAGAAGUCUGCAAAGAAGUCCGCAAAGAAGUCCGUAAAGAAAUCCAAGAAAUCUACAAGUAGCGAUGAUGAGGAAGAUGAGGAUGAUAAGACCGACGAUGAUGACGAGGACGAGGACGAGGACGAUGACGAGGACGAUGAUGAGGAUGAUGAGGAUGACGAUGAUGAGGAUGAUGAGGAUGACGAGGACGAUGAGGAAACUGAUUGAAUGUAUGCUCGUAUCCUUC